CCCACGUCUGUAUUACUUUCCAUAACAAAACAUACUAUAAAUUCAGAACAAAUUCUCCCAUCUGUGUUGUUCCAGCUAAUUGCCAAAUGGAAAUGGUCGAAGACGACGCUUCUUCUUCCUCAUCUUCAUCUCAAACUGAGAUUGGCGAAACAAUCUCACCUCCAUCGAUCAAGAAACGGAAAGCCGGGAGAAAGAAGUUCAAAGAGACAAGACACCCGAUCUAUAGAGGUGUCCGGGUAAGAAACGGGUCCAAAUGGGUGUGCGAAGUUCGUGAACCCAACAAGAAAUCAAGAAUAUGGUUGGGUACAUUUCCAACCGCUGAAAUGGCUGCUAGAGCUUACGAUUCUGCAACCCUAGCCUUACGUGGUGAUGCCUCACCACUCAACUUUCCUGACUCCGCCCAUCUGAUUAAACGAGCCAAAUCAUCUUCUGCCCAUGAUAUUCGAGAGGCUGCUCUUGAAGCAGCUCUUGCCUUUAGGCCGGAAGGUUAUGAACAUAGGUCAUCUAGGUCGCCUGUGUCUUUUCAGAUCGAAAAGGUGGCGGUGGAGGUGCCAGAGAUGGCUUUCGUCGAUGAAGAGCUUUUGUUUAAUAUGCCAAGUUAUUACAAUAACCUUGCAGAGGGAUUGGUUAUUACACCACCAGCAAUGAAACGCGGGUUUAAUUGGGGUGGUGACUUUGAUUGGCCUUGUGAUUUUGAUUCGGAUAUGGACUUGACUCUCUGGAGGUAUUAAGUCGAACUGAUACAAACUUAAACGAAGAGACACGGUUAGAUAUAGUCGGUUCUUGUUUUCAGUUAUUGAUCGAUGUUUGUUCAUAUUCAUAUACAGAUCUUUGAAAUUUUUUGAUAGAAUUUAAUUCUGUAAAAAGAUUAAGAUUUGUGUAUAAGCAAAAAAUCUUGAUUUAAGAUUUCG
Lactuca sativa (garden lettuce) is the source of this 911-nucleotide messenger RNA. Its product is annotated as dehydration-responsive element-binding protein 1B. NCBI's taxonomy places the organism in Eukaryota, Viridiplantae, Streptophyta, Magnoliopsida, Asterales, Asteraceae. Gene Ontology annotation, biological process: regulation of DNA-templated transcription. Gene Ontology annotation, molecular function: DNA-binding transcription factor activity; DNA binding. The record is from RefSeq and is a predicted model, not a curated record.